CUGGGUCCGGGCGGAGAGAAGCUCUCCGCGGGCCACGCCCCCUAGGUCCAACGGGACUCGCGCGCAACUGCGGGGUGGAGCCGCUUUCGUGACCUUUCACCCCAGCAUGGCUGCGUCCAUGGGACCCGUGAAGUUCUGGCGACCGGGUACAGAAGGGCCCGGUGUCAGCAUCACUGAAGAGAGACAAAGUGUCACAGAAAACUCUGGGACAACCAUCGUUUACAAUCCUUAUGCUGCCCUCUCCAUAGAGCAGCAGAGGCAGAAGCUGCCUGUGUUUAAGCUUAGGAAUCAUAUUUUAUACUUGAUAGAAAACUAUCAGACCGUGGUGAUUGUUGGAGAAACAGGAUGUGGGAAAAGCACACAGAUUCCUCAGUACCUGGCAGAAGCUGGCUGGACAGCUGAAGGAAGAGUGGUCGGAGUGACCCAGCCUCGCAGAGUGGCUGCUGUGACAGUUGCAGGGAGAGUAGCUGAAGAAAGGGGUGCAGUACUGGGCCAUGAGGUGGGCUACUGCAUCCGUUUUGAUGAUUGCACCGACCCACUGGCAACAAGGAUUAAGUUUCUUACCGAUGGAAUGCUGGUCAGGGAAAUGAUGAUUGAUCCAUUGUUAACAAAAUAUAGUGCCAUCAUGUUGGACGAAGCCCACGAGAGGACCUUGUACACUGACAUUGCCAUUGGCUUGCUAAAGAAGAUUCAGAAAAAACGGGGAGACCUUCGACUGAUUGUGGCUUCAGCUACUCUGGAUGCAGAGAAAUUUCGAGAUUUCUUUAAUCUAAAUGAAACCAGUGACCCAACCAGGGAUACAUGUGUGAUCCUUACAGUGGAAGGGCGAACAUUUCCGGUUGAUAUCUUUUAUCUACAAAGUCCUGUUCCAGAUUAUAUCAAAUCAACUGUGGAAACUGUGGUGAAAAUUCAUCAGACAGAGGGAGAUGGAGACAUAUUAGCCUUUCUUACUGGCCAGGAAGAAGUAGAAACUGUUGUGUCUAUGCUGAUCGAGCAGGCCCGAGCACUGGCUCGCACCGGGAUGAAAAGACACCUCCGGGUUCUCCCCAUGUACGCAGGACUGCCUUCCUUUGAGCAAAUGAAAGUGUUUGAAAGGGUGUCGCGCAGUGUGAGGAAGGUGAUAGUAGCCACCAAUGUGGCAGAAACCUCCAUUACAAUCAGUGGCAUCGUGUAUGUGAUUGACUGUGGCUUUGUGAAGCUGCGAGCCUACAAUCCCAGGACAGCUAUUGAGUGCUUGGUGGUCGUGCCUGUGUCCCAAGCAUCAGCCAACCAACGAGCAGGACGUGGUGGGCGCAGCCGCUCAGGAAAGUGUUACCGCCUUUAUACAGAGGAAGCCUUUGACAAGUUGCCUCAGUCCACUGUUCCUGAGAUGCAGCGUAGCAAUUUGGCCCCUGUCAUCCUGCAGCUGAAAGCACUAGGGAUUGACAAUGUCCUCAGGUUCCACUUCAUGUCGCCCCCUCCAGCACAGUCGAUGGUUCAAGCUUUGGAGUUACUCUAUGCCCUGGGAGGUCUGGACAAAGACUGUCAUCUGACUGAGCCACUUGGCAUGAGAAUAGCAGAAUUUCCUUUGAAUCCCAUGUUCGCCAAAAUGCUGCUUGAAUCAGGAAAUUUUGGAUGUUCUCAGGAAAUUCUGAGCAUUGCAGCCAUGAUGCAGAUUCAGAAUAUCUUUGUGAUCCCCUCAAACCAGAAGUCUCAGGCAAUCCGAAUGCACCGAAAAUUUGCUGUGGAGGAGGGUGAUCACCUCACCAUGCUCAACGUGUAUGAAGCGUUUAUCAAACACAAUAAAAACUCGCAAUGGUGUCAAGAGCAUUUCCUGAAUUACAAGGGCCUUGUCAGAGCCGCGACGGUGAGAGAACAGUUGAAAAAGCUACUUGUCAAGUUUCAGGUGCCCAAGAAGUCUAGUGAAGGUGAUCCAGAUCCAGUCCUGAGGUGCAUUGUUUCUGGAUUCUUCGCAAAUGCAGCAAGGUUCCAUUCUACUGGAGCUUAUAGGACCAUCCGUGACGAUCAUGAACUGCACAUCCACCCUGCAUCAGUCCUCUACCCAGAGAAGCCACCUCGCUGGGUCAUCUACAAUGAAGUUAUACAGACCUCUAAGUAUUACAUGAGAGACGUGACUGCCAUCGAAUCUGCUUGGCUGUUGGAGCUGGCUCCACACUUUUAUCAACAAGGAACGAAAUCAAACUCUGGACCUUGUGCUUGCCAGCACCUGUCCCUGAAAGCCAAGAGAGCCAAGGUCCAGGACCAGUGAGCGAGUGCAGCUGUGGCUGCUGGGACUGCUUGGUGUCCUCCACUCCAUGCUGCCCUGGAUGAGUUGGCACCUCAGAAACCCUGGAGUGGGUGUAGCCCACUCAUCCGCCCCUUUCUUCCCGCUCUCCUCAGCAUUGGCAGUCCUUGCUGGGAUCGCAGAGGAGCCUACACGGACAGGUAUCCUGCUGCACUGCACCCAGGCAGAGUGGGAGUGGGCUGGGCUGUGUUCUUGGCUCACUGAACCCAGCAUGCCCACUUCAACAGGCGCAUGGGCCUGCCCAGCUCCUGGAUGGAGGAGGAAAGUUAGCCUUUCUGAAAGCUGCCUCGCGUGAUGUACAAUGUUGCGUGGACUCAGUGUGUGCUGGGCCGGCUUUGCUUUUCCUGCCACGGCUACAGCUGUGCUGUCCACUACCGGUGCACACAGUGUGUAUCUGAAGGCAGGAGGCCUUGGAAACACUGGAGAUUUCUGCCAUGGUCGCGAAGGCUGAUGCCUGAUGGGCACAAGGGUUCCCAAACCAAGCAGCUUUGUGUCCUCUGCCCCUGUCCCUGCUUAUCUGCAGCUAGUAGACAUGCAAGGGACUGGUAGCCCAUGGGAAGCCUCGCAUGCUGUCUCAGUUAGCCAAGGAUCUGUCCUUCCCAGGUGGACUUAGCAUCCUCUCUGAGUACGAUGUAGGGUGCUGGUGCCACUGGCGGAGCACUGGUGAAAGCUCCUCAACUCUGACCCCACAGAGCUGCCCUUUAGCAGGAAUUCCCUCCAGUUUAGAUGCUCUAAACUCCCAUAGCUCAGGAACAGAACUCUGAUGUACAGUAUUUGACUUUGAUUCAUUGUCCUGCGUCCUUGCAAGAACACAUGGGGCAGCUCCUCCGGCAGGCACAGAUUUGCCCCAGGGCUGCUUUGCUGCCAUGCUGAUUGUGUUUCAGCAGGCGACUAGGCAGAUUCUUCCCCUCACUCUUUCAGUGACUUUUAUUUUAAAUACACGUAGCUUGAGAAUUUAUUUUUGUACUGAUUUUAGUUUGGGUGUGCCACUUUUGGCACCAAACCUGUAUGUCAUUUUUAUUUCCGUUUUAUAAACGUGUAAAUAGCAGUGAUAACUUGUUAAUAAUAGUAAAUCUUUAUACCUAAAAUAAAUGUAUUCCCUCCCAUC
Cavia porcellus (domestic guinea pig) is the source of this 3392-nucleotide messenger RNA. It is a transcript of the gene Dhx35, whose product is annotated as DEAH-box helicase 35. The transcript is spliced from 23 exons. Gene Ontology annotation, molecular function: helicase activity; RNA binding. Gene Ontology annotation, cellular component: catalytic step 2 spliceosome; intracellular anatomical structure. NCBI's taxonomy places the organism in Eukaryota, Metazoa, Chordata, Mammalia, Rodentia, Caviidae. Bases 107 to 2248 code for a protein of 713 amino acids. The record is from RefSeq and is a predicted model, not a curated record.